Paramisgurnus dabryanus is the source of this 504-nucleotide messenger RNA. Lineage: Eukaryota; Metazoa; Chordata; Actinopteri; Cypriniformes; Cobitidae. The record is from RefSeq and is a predicted model, not a curated record.
UUGUGUUUUGGUAUCUGCAAUAUCAGAAAUGGUUUCCAUGUCUCUUAAUUCACUAAAACAAAUAAUGCGUGCGAUGAUGGAUAGUUCUGGUUUUGACCGGGUUUUAAGCAAGGUUGAAAUCGUGUCUGCAGCACCUGGUAAAGUUGUGUGUGAGAUGAAGGUUGAGGAGGAGCACACAAACAGAGGAGGCACGCUUCACGGAGGAAUGACAGCCACACUGGUGGACGUCAUCUCCACUUCUGCUAUUAUGUACAGUGAGAGGGGAGCACCGGGAGUCAGUGUCGACAUGAAUAUAACAUACAUGAAUGCAGCUAAAAUUGGAGAAGACGUAUUAAUCACUGCUCAGGUUUUAAAACAAGGAAAGACUUUGGCUUUUGCAACAGUAGAUCUCACAAACAAGGCAAAUGGAAAAAUGAUUGCUCAAGGAAGACACACCAAGCACCUUGGUGGUUAAAUUUGUACAUGUAUGUCCAUGUUACUUUCCAUUGCAUUGUAUAUAAUCAA